AUUUGGAAUCAGCUAGUAAACAAUGCCUACGAUCAAGUUAUUGGAUUAGUACUUCCCAAUAGAAACUGUCCUAUUGGUUCAAUCGCACUUGGAGGAACAGAUUUUAGGUAUAUAGAUCCUAAAAAUUCGGCUAAAAUACAAACUUUAAAUGAUACUACAUAUUUGAAAAUUGAAAUUAAUUUGAUAUGGGUUAAUUCGACAGCGAUCUUAAUUCCAAAUCCAGUGAAUGAUUCGAUUAUUAGUACUAGUUAUAAUAAAAUUUCCCUUGGUACUUAUGCUAGUGAAUUUUUUAAAGCGUUAGGUGCUAAUAAAGAUAGCAAUGGAAAUUGGAUAGUGCCGAAUCCCGUUGAUAUAACUUUUGAUGUUACAUCUGAUUCUGGAGAUAUAAUUGGAAUAAGUAUACCAAGUUCUUUAACCUGUAAUAUGAUCCAAGGAAAAUGUGUAUCUAUAUUUGAUGAUUCAUUUGGACCUUCAAAUUCAAUAAUUUUUGGUUUACCAUUUCUCCAGAUUUUAUAUAUUAUAAUUGACAAUACCAAACACACCAUAGAAAUAUUUGAUAGAAGUAAUUUUUGUCCUAUUCCAAUAUCCACAACUACAGUGAAUAUUUCCACAACUACAAUGAAUACUUCCACAACUACAAUGAAUACAUUCACAACUACAAUGGAUACAUCCACAACUACAAUGGAUACAUCCACAACUACAAUGGUAGCAUCAUUCACAUUCACAAUUCCGAAUCCUACUGCUAAACAGAAUAAAGAUCCGGGUGAUGAUGGUCCUCCGGGAGGUGGUGGUCCUCCGGGUGGUGGUGGUCCUCCGGGUGGUGGCGGUCCUCCGGGUGGUGGCGGUCCUCCGGGUGGUGGCGGUCCUCCGGGUGGUGGCGGUCCUCCGGGUGGUGGCGGUUCUCCGGGUGGUGGUGGCACAUCACAAACUACGUACUCAUCCAUACCUGUAGAUUCAUCUACGUUUACAGGCUCGUUUAUAUCUGUGUCUACAUUGUUUCAACCUACAGGCUCGCCUACGCCUAUAGAUUUACCUCGACCUAUAGACUCUUCUAUAUCUAAAUUCCUGCCUCAACCUACAACCUCAUCUAUUCCUAAAGGAUCAUCUCAUCCUACAGACUCAUCUAUCCCUACAGAAUCAUCUCAUCCUACAGGCUUAUUUAGACUUCCAGGAUCGCCCAUACCUGCAAAAUCAUCUCAAUCUAGAAGUUUAUCUAUACCUACAGACUCAUCUAUUCCUACAGAAUCACCUCAAUCUAGAAGUUUAUCUAUACCUACAGACUCAUCUAUUCCUACAGAAUCACCUCAUCCUACAGGCUUAUUUAGACUUCCAGGAUCACCCAUACUUGCAAAAUCAUCUCAAUCUAUAAGUUUAUCUAUGCCUACAGGCUCAUUUAUUCCUACAGAAUCACCUCAUCCUACAGGCUUAUUUGGACUUCCAGGAUCACCCAUACUUGCAAAAUCAUCCCAAUCUACAAGUUUAUCUAUACCUACAGGCUCAUUUAGACUUCGCGGAACUUGUGAGCUUAAAUCAAUCUCUC
Molecule: messenger RNA, 1540 nt
Organism: Dentiscutata heterogama
Lineage: Eukaryota; Fungi; Glomeromycota; Glomeromycetes; Diversisporales; Gigasporaceae
Source: the annotation of a GenBank genome assembly